Molecule: messenger RNA, 945 nt
Organism: Ananas comosus (pineapple)
Lineage: Eukaryota; Viridiplantae; Streptophyta; Magnoliopsida; Poales; Bromeliaceae
Product: basic proline-rich protein-like
Exons: 2
Coding region: 1-945 (314 amino acids)
Source: RefSeq, a predicted model, not a curated record
AUGGCGCAAUCCGUUGGGAAUUCUGAUGAACGGAUUGCCGGAUAUCGCAUGAUGUUCGAAAAGGGGUCUAAUGUGACUAAUUGGAAAUCUCGCAAAAGUCCCGAUAUUUUAUGUACCGAAUCGCACGAGAUCAAAUAUGGAGGGUUUCUAUGCACGAAACCCCAGAUCUACUCGACCCAGCGCCCCAUCUGUGCCCUAGCCGCCAUCUGCAGGUCCAUGCUCUGGCAGUGUGCGCACCCCGGCCGUCGGCGAGCUUCCCCGGCCGCGGAAUUGCUUGGUCAACCUCUUUUCUCCACCUUGCCACCACCCCCUCGGCCUUCGACAUCAGAGAAGGUCCAAGACACCCUAGGAAGCCUUUCCCUCGGCCGAGACCCCUUUCCCGGCGCAGUCCCCGCCGGCCUCCGCCGGCCCCGUGCUACGCCGGAGCUGCCCGAACUCCCUGUGGCCAGCAGCAGUCACCCAGGUCGAGCCUGGGUGAUCCCUGCCUCCGCGCGCCACCGCCGUUCUCCAUCGGUCGCGCCGCCCUCCGGUGACCUCCGGCGUGCCCCCGCGCGCCAUCGCCGCCGCUCCCGACGCCGCCGGCCGCCGCUCUCCCUCCCUGCGGCCGCCCAAACCUUGAACGGGCCGAGACCUGGUCCUCUCGACCACCGCGCGUCGCCGCCACCCGAAGCAUGGUGCGCCGACCUUCCUCAACCUCCGGCGACGUGCCGCCGACGCCCCAACCUUCCUCCGGCCGCCGCUAUGGUCGCUGCUACCUUUGGAGCCCGUGGUGAACCCGUGCGGGCUCGGUUUGGUCCAGCAUCGCCGCCGCCGUCUUCCGCCGCCGUCCAGCGUGAGCACCGGCUCUGCCUGGACGGCCGCACUCGUCCACCGCCGGCGCCCCCGCCGCCGAAGCUUCCUGUCGGCCGAACUAGGCAUGUGCCUUCCUCGGGUUUGGGUGACUAG